AUGAACCAACAUAAAAUUGUAAAUUAUGAUUACAAGCCAAAUACGAUUUUAAUAGUACAAGCGGGCCCUGGUACUGGUAAAACUUAUACUUUAGCACAAAGGAUUAAUAAAUUACUUGAUGAUAUUAAACCAGAAGAAAUAUUAGUAUUAUCUUUUACAAAUAAAACUGUUGAUUUAUUGAAAAAAUUAAUUAAUGAUGAAGUUAUUGUCAAAACAUUUCAUGGUUAUGCAAGUAAAAUUAUAGAAAAAUACUACAAACCAUAUUUUCCAAAUAGAGUUUCAUUAAAAUUAUUAGAUGAAAUUUCAUGGUCAAGCUUCAAAAAAUUAUUUAGUUUUGGAAAUAAAUUUGAUCUUGCGGUUAAAGAUGUGAAAUUUGGUUUAUCAAUUGAAGAUGCUGCAAAAAAAUAUAAAAUUAAUGGUGGUAAAUUAAAAAAUGUUAUAAAAUAUUUAAAUGAAAAUGGUUUAGUUAGAUAUUAUGAUUUUUUAUCAACUGCUAUUGAAAUUUUACAAAUUUCAGAUGGUCAAAUUGAUGAAAUUGCUAAUAUAAAAGUUGUUAUUAUUGAUGAAUAUCAAGAUUUACAUCCUGAAAUUAUAGAUUUUAUUGAAGAAAUUGCCAUGUAUGGUUCUCCAAAACAUCUUACAUUUUUAGGCGAUAAACAGCAAAAUAUUUAUGAAUUUAUUGGUGCUAAUUCAACGUUACAAGAAAAUUUAUUUCAAAGAUUAGGAAAGAGAAAAGAGUUAUAUCUUAAUCAAUCAUUUAGACUUACUCCUGAAAUUGUGGAAUAUGUAAAGAAAAUUCAUCCAGUUGAAAUUACAUCAAUGAAGGAAUCAUUACAUUCACCUAUAAUAUUUUCAGAUCAUUAUUUUAUAAUUAAGGAAAUUGAAAGAUUAAUUCUUGGAUCUGGUGGGUUAAUAAAGUUUGAUGAUAUUUUGAUACUUGCUAGAUCAAAUGCACAAGUUGAAGAAAUUGGUAAAUUAUUAAAAAAUUAUCUGUUACCGGUAAGUUUGAAAUUGGAUCCUCAAUGGAUGAAAUCUAGAAUUUAUAUAUUUUUAGAUAUUCUAAAUGUCUUGAAUGAAAGUCAUGGUAGUGAUUUUGCAAUAUUAAGUAUCUUGAUGAAAUUGGGUUAUCCAAAACAAAAGUUAAACAAAAUUUUUAAAAAAUAUGUAAUGAAUAAACAAGCUAUUACACAUUCAUCAGAAAUCAAAAGUUUUACAGAUAUCCUAAAUGAAGUAAAAAAUUUGACAACUCCAUUAGAUGUAAUGUUAUCAUUAUCAAGAAUUGUAAAUCGCGCUUCAAUGUUGAAAGAAUAUAUAAAUCAUGAAUCAAGUCAAGAUAUUAAAAGUUUUUACAAUUCAUUAAAGAGAAGUUAUAAUGAAUCACCAAAUGAUUUUAUAAAUCACUUUUUAUCAAAUUAUAUAAAUGAUUAUGAAGAAUGUAAUGCUGUUAAUAUUUCAACAAUUCAUAAAGCAAAAGGGUUAGAAUAUCCAAUAGUAUUUUUAUUGAAUCCAAAUAUUGAAAGAAAUUUGAAAUAUGUGGCUGCAACAAGAACAAAAAGUUUAUUAUAUAUACAAGGUGAUAAAACUGAAAAUACAAUUAAUGAAGAAGUUAUAAGAAAAGUGACAAAUGAUUUAGGUAGAAGAUUGAUUUUAAAUAAUGUUGCUUUAGGUAAAAAAGUUUUGCAGAAGUUGAAAUGA
Messenger RNA from Insectozyma verbasci, 1695 nucleotides. NCBI's taxonomy places the organism in Eukaryota, Fungi, Ascomycota, Pichiomycetes, Serinales, Debaryomycetaceae. The record is from the annotation of a GenBank genome assembly.